Messenger RNA from Podarcis raffonei (Aeolian wall lizard), 1176 nucleotides. RefSeq names its product tigger transposable element-derived protein 1-like. Gene Ontology annotation, molecular function: DNA binding. The record is from RefSeq and is a predicted model, not a curated record. NCBI's taxonomy places the organism in Eukaryota, Metazoa, Chordata, Lepidosauria, Squamata, Lacertidae. Bases 257 to 1024 code for a protein of 255 amino acids. Gene Ontology annotation, cellular component: nucleus. The transcript is spliced from 3 exons.
UUAGUUGCUUCGCAAGACGAAUUUCCCUAUGGGCUUGCUUCGCAAGACGAAAACGUCUUGCAAGUUUGUUUCCUUUUUCUUAAAACCGUUAAUACCCAGGGUGCAUUGCUUGAAGAGGUGCAGUUGCAACUUGACUUCAAGGAGCAACUCAUAGCACGCGGUGUGGUAGCCUUUUUUGAGGUUUUUGAAGACUUUGGUGAUUUUUGAAGCUUUUCCAAAACUUCUUUUGCAGCCAUUUGGUAGGAGCUGUGCUGCCAUGGGGCCCAAGAAGACUGCUGCUGCAGAGGCCGGCGAGAGGAAGAAGGAGAAGGUUACGCUGGAAAUGAAGAAGGAGAUCAUCCGGAAGCACGACGGUGGAAUGCGUGUGACAGACCUCGCCAGGGAGUACGGGAGGAAUCCAUCGACCAUCGGGACCAUCCUGAAGAUGAGGGAGAAGAUCCUUGCGACUGAUGUAGCCAAAGGAGUCACCAGGAUCGUGAAGAACCGCCCAGCUGUUCUGGAGGAGGUGGAGAAGUUGCUGCUCAUCUGGUUAGAAGAGAAGCAGCGUGCAGGGGACACAGUGACUGAGGCCGUCAUUUGUGAGAAGGCCAAGGCCUUGCACGCAGACCUCGUCCGGCAACAGCCAGGAACCUCAGGUGAGCCAGAAGUCUUCAAGGCAAGCAGAGGCUGGUUUGACUGGUUCAAGACAAGAUCUGGAAUCCACAGCGUGGUCAGGCAUGGAGAGGCUGCCAGUUCUGAUGUUCCUGCGGCUGAAGACUUUGCAGCGGAGUUCCUGGAGUGGCUGUCCUCCAAAGAACUGAGGGACAUUUGCCAGAAGUGGAAAGAUGUGCAGGCUUUUGCACAGCGGCACCACCCUGACAAGGACCUGACACGUGACCUUGCGAACACUUUUGAUACGAGGGUCAUGUCGUCUUUCAGGGAGGUGCUGAAAAGGCGGAUGAAGCAGCAGACCAUGGACAGGUUCUUUAGCAAGAAGCAAAGAGUGGAAGAGGAACCUUCUUCGAGUUGUCCCCCAGAGUCUUAGAAAAUGUAUGUACAGUACUGUACACUUUGGUGAUUUUUAAGUGCUUUUCUGUCAUGUUUAGAAACUUAAAUUAUUGUUCCUUCAAUUUUUGAAAUGCUCUUUACAGUAUGUGUGACUUUAAAGAGCACUUAAUAAACUCUUUUAGUACCAAA